CUGAACAACGAGACGUCCCCGGGGCAGGCGGUGACGGUGGAGCUGUUCCUGACGUUCCAGCUCGUCCUCUGCGUCCUGGCGUCCACCGACGAGCGGCGGGAGGAUCCCGUGGGAUCGCCGGCCCUGUCCAUAGGGCUGAGCGUGGCCGUGGGGCAUCUCCUGGGGAUCCGCUACACCGGCUGCUCCAUGAAUCCCGCCCGCUCCUUCGCCCCCGCCGUCAUCGUUGGGGACUUCAGCGACCACUGGCUCUUCUGGGUGGUUGGGAAGUUCUGA
Manacus vitellinus (golden-collared manakin) is the source of this 273-nucleotide messenger RNA. RefSeq names its product aquaporin-2-like. The transcript is spliced from 4 exons. Gene Ontology annotation, biological process: transmembrane transport. The record is from RefSeq and is a predicted model, not a curated record. Gene Ontology annotation, molecular function: water channel activity. Lineage: Eukaryota; Metazoa; Chordata; Aves; Passeriformes; Pipridae. Gene Ontology annotation, cellular component: plasma membrane; apical plasma membrane. The annotation marks the transcript as partial.